UGUAUCCGACAGCAUUUGAAUACUAGUACCCAUCACCUAUACUCCCCGUGCGCUCGCGAUUGCGCAUAAUAAACGACCUCGAGACCCUUCCCUCGCUUAAUUACUACUCCCGUUGUUUUGUUUCGCCAACUCGCCCAUCAUGCGCACGCAACCCUUUCUCUUCGCUCUAGUCGCCCUUCUCGCCUCUAACGUCAUCGCCCAAGGGAAUAAUAAUGAUGACGAUACGACGGGCGACGUGACGCCAACUCCUACACCAACACAAACUCCUACUCCUACGCCAACACCAACGCCGACGGAGACGGAGACGGAGGUGGACACCGAGGCGGACACCGACGAGGACUCUUCCACAUCCGAGGAACCUUCCGAGACCAGUACUACAACGGAGCCUUCGUCCACCGAUACUCCUCCACCUAUUACCACUUCAACUUCAUCCGAUGAUGAUGGACCGCUUCCUACUAUCCCCGGCCAAUAUAGUUAUCCCGCUCCAUCCGUUCCUCCUACGAAGAAUGCCCCGUUUAUGCAGCCGUCAAGCGUGCCGGAAGGCACCGUGUUCAUCGCAGUCGGAGCCAUCCUAGGUGCUUUCGGGGUUGCCGUCUUGAUAUGGCGCGCGGUCGUCGCCUGUCUUCUGCACCGCUCGGUCAAGAAGGCGGCAUUGGCUCAGCAACUUGCUAACGACAAGGCUACCUUUCCGCCGCAACCGCCUCCGUUCUACAAGUAUACCGACCAGGCAUCCUCGGCCUCGCUUGGUAACGGCGGAUCAGGCCGUGGCGUACGAAGAACAACGCGGGGACCCAUCCCCUCGCAAACCCCGAGCCAGUCCAAUCUUUUCUUUUCGCCCACUGCUCCCACUGCGUCCAGCGGUAAUCGUGAGUCCCGAUUCCUACCCUCCGGUUUCUAUGCCGCCGGGGCAGGCUCUCCGCAGGGCCACAGUCAUAAUAUCAGCUUAACGAACUUGCGGCCUGAUUCACACGGUCACCCGCGACCUCUUGGACAUACUCCGCCCGAGUCUCCCAGUCUAGCACCCCGUGGGGCUUUAGCACAACGAAACAUGAGCGCGAGCUCGCUGAAUCUAAAUCGACCGCCCAGUGGACGGGCACCUAGCGCUUUCUUGGAAGAUUUAUUAGACGACCCGAAAAAUCAGUUCCCACCACCUAGCCACCACCACACCUGGAGUUCAUCACAACCCCGGCAUUAGAUAUCUGGCAAGGAGUCUGCUUCAGCGGAGU
Messenger RNA from Daldinia loculata, 1226 nucleotides. RefSeq lists its product as uncharacterized. The record is from RefSeq and is a predicted model, not a curated record. Lineage: Eukaryota; Fungi; Ascomycota; Sordariomycetes; Xylariales; Hypoxylaceae. The transcript has a single exon. Bases 140 to 1195 code for a protein of 351 amino acids. Gene Ontology annotation, cellular component: fungal-type vacuole.